Messenger RNA from Aureobasidium melanogenum CBS 110374, 1425 nucleotides. RefSeq lists its product as uncharacterized. The transcript has a single exon. NCBI's taxonomy places the organism in Eukaryota, Fungi, Ascomycota, Dothideomycetes, Dothideales, Saccotheciaceae. The record is from RefSeq and is a predicted model, not a curated record. The coding region runs from base 1 to 1425 and encodes 474 amino acids.
AUGUUGGACGAGAACCUCCCCGCCUUUUUCUAUCGAAACUCGCCUGACGGCAUAGCACACCACAAAGGCAUCUUCUUUUCUAUUCGCGGAUCCGAUCCAAGCCCCGCAUACAGCUUGAGGCACGGCGACCCCGCCACCUCGCGCAAUUGCUAUGCUGCCGGUCUGUUCGACUGUUACAAUCCCGAAGUCUUAUAUGGAGAAGUCCUGAUCAAGCCGCAAUGGACUCACCCUUCUUUGUCACAAGAGGAGAUUCGACUCAAUGGCGGUGUACCACCUCCGCCGUCGCCCAUCCUGCCCACUCAAUUCACUGUGCAGUUGUACAACCCUGACCUACAAGUAGUAGUGACUCAGAAGCCUGGUAGUUGGGGAGGUAGUGCCUCGUAUGAGUUUAGCUUGCCUCAGCUCGUCUUUCGCACACCAUCGGCUUCAACUCUGGACCGGACUCAAGAUGACCCUGCUGCCUCGUCGGUCACGCCCAAACUCAACUUUGUGUGGCGCAAGGAAAGCAAACUCUCCAAGGACCUCACGGCCUACAUGACUGGCAAGUCGACUGAUGAGGUUGUCAAGAAGAAGCACCGAGACCCAGACAUCAUUGUCGGUCUGUUCCGCGCUCUCCGCGAGUUGACCGUCUACGAGCCGAACCUCUAUCGUGUCGAGUUGGAGGAUCCCAAGGGCCUUGAGCUGGUACUGCUACUUUCUGCCGCUGUCAUCAAAGACCUCUACUUCGCCAAUGACAUCAACCAAAUCUUUAACGUCUCCGAUCCUUGUCGUCUUGCUUCCCUACCCACCGUGGCCUCGCCUUCUCCUCUAGCCGCCAAUGCCGAUCGGCGCAAGUCUUUGCCUCGCCUACGAACUAGUCCAUCUGGAGCUGCCACAACUCAACGUCCUCCACUCGCAGGCGUUGGUACCGCUUCCGCCCCCGACCCUCGAACACAAUGGGAACUAGAUGCUGAAACUGCUCGUUUGCGCGCCCAAGUUGAGGCUGAAGAAAGAGAAAUGAAGAGACAGGAAGCCGCUCGUCGUCGGGAAAGAGAAAAGGCAGAUGAAGCAGAGACCCGACGUCUACGAAAGAUGGUGGAGGAAGAAGAGCGCGAAGCCCGUCGUCGGCAGGAAGAGGUCGAUCGCGAGACAGAAAGAUUACGGAAACAAUACCGUCUCCAGCCACCUUCGCCAGUAAACAACCAGCACAGGCAUUCUGCACCUUCGUUACCUAUUCAGCAACAAGCUGGACCUUCGCGCGCUGUGCCUGUGGCUCCUAAUUAUGGCAGCAAUGGGAUGAUCAUGAGUGGAGGCAAUCCGCAUAUACCUCCUGUCGCUGCACCACCAAAGAUGAAGAAGAAGAGCUUCUGGGGAUUACGGAGCAACAGCGAUCAAGGCAAUUCGAGUAACAACAAACUGAGUAAGAAGAGCAGUGCUGUUUGGUGA